Molecule: messenger RNA, 750 nt
Organism: Schistosoma margrebowiei
Lineage: Eukaryota; Metazoa; Platyhelminthes; Trematoda; Strigeidida; Schistosomatidae
Source: the annotation of a GenBank genome assembly
AUGUCAGAUGAACAAAUUUCUGAUUGUAACACUAAUGAAAUAGUGAAUUGUCCUAAUGAAGUAGAAAGAAACCAUGAUCAACAUUAUCCAAUCAAAGAUGAUUCUAUACAAUCAAAAGAAAUCAUAGUAAAUAAUAGUGAAUUAGAUAAACAAGAAAAGAAUCAAAAUGAAGCUGUUGUAAUUAAAGAAAAUGAUCGGUGUAAAACAGAUGUUAAUUCAUCAAUGGAAAUAUUGAAAAGUCGAGAAAAUGAAGGUGAUGAUGAAGUAGAAGAGAAAGAAGAAGAAGAAAAAGACAAAAAUAUAAAGUUAAAAGAAAUUUCAGACAAAGAAGAUGAUUCAGAAAAACCAUCAACUUUUGAAAUCAUUGACAAAAAUCUAGAACAAUCUGAAACAACUGAGAAUUCAUCAGGCGAGAAAGACAAAGAACACAAGAAAAAAGUCAAUCUAGUCAAAUGGUUAAAGAAAAAUGUACAUAUUCAUUUACCAAAGCAUCACUCCUUUAAAAAGGAAAAGACCGUUAUGGAAUAUAAGACUGAAUGUAUCAAUUCAAAUGAAGAACCAAUGUCUGAUAAACAAAUUAAUCAUAAUUCAUCUGAAGAAGUUAAAACUAUUGAACAUACUGAGAAUGAGCAAAAUGUAACAACUGAAGAGACACAUGAAACUACCGAAUUAUUACAAUCGACAAUUGAGAAUACAACAGCAGAUCAUUCCUUAGUCACAUCUACAACAAUAAACAAUGCACAAUUAUAG